CGAAUUAUAGCGUUUGUGGUUUGCUGAAUGCCACGGUCAGGAAAUGCGGUGGAGAUUAUCAUCGCGGGAACUGCGCCACGAGUCGAGCCAGGGCCAUGGCGGGGGGCAUUCUCUUUGUUUUGCUGCCUCUUCUGUCAGAGGUGGAGACUGGACUCUUACGCAACAGCUCUUCGCUCUGUGGACCAUAGAACGACAUCAUGAUUGUUCUUGGCGCGACCUUCGUUGGAUCCGUGUGCUUUGUCACUGGGCUAGGGCAUUUCCGUAAUAUGAUUCACCGGGCGGAUUCCUCUUCUCUUCUCAGAAGUGCUGCCCAGCUCAACUCGUCACCACCGACUGUAUCCGUCACGACAUUCAUCGACUCAUUCGGAUUGUUAUGUCGCACGCGUCAAAGUCUCAGUGGGGCAGCGUUAUCUGUUCCUGACACCGCCAUUUUCGAGCUCAUUACUCCCAUCAAGUGUCAUCAUUCCUUCUGCUCUCCUUGCGAUUGUGGUUUCGACGAUCUCGCGUGUGUCUCUUCGGAUCUCACCGCUGACUUGUCCGACGUGGUCGCUGCUUACCUUGACGUGCCGGACGUGGCCUAUCUGAGUGGUGCGGUGAUCCAGGUCAUCACCAGAACCGCGGAAAAAGUGGCGGUGGUCGCCAUUGCAAGCAAGGGCAAGUUCGAUCCCACGAUGAUGCUCGCAAUCGGCAGCUGUAUUCAAAUAUCCAUGGUCCUCAGACAUGAGAUCUUCUCCGCAUCCCCAAGCUCUCAGUCGAAGAUGAGCAGUCGCUCUAAAAUAUCGGGUUUGUACUCAUCACUCCCAUCCAUCAAUCCACUCUCUAGAUCAAUCUGUGCUCUGAAAUGUGAGUUUUCCUGUGCACAGAUCGAACGGGUCUACAAGUGGCCAAUAGGCAAAGUUGUACUUGUUUGUAGCCGUGGCUGUACCCGCCGGAUUACUUUCCGCCUCCCGACCACAGCCUACGCCAAGAUGGCGCACAAAACACCGCUGGACGAAAACACGGAUCCGCUCAACCAGAAGAUAGUAAUUUCUGCGCCUCUCUGCAAGUUGACCCGCUCACGUGUCGUUUCCGUACGCAACAUCCUGUCAUCUAAACUCCAGCACGUCUUUGGUGUUCAGCAGCGCCUUCCGGGCGAGAUCAUCGACAGGAUAAUAGCGCAUCUACCCCAUGCAUACCCCGAUGCUGCACAUCACGGCGAGAUUGUCUUCGAGUCGAAAGACUGGCUCCAGAAGCUUUGCACCUCAAGCCCCCAUUUCGUGCACGCUUGCCAAAGGAAGCUCUUCUUUCUGGUGGAUCUAUGCGCGAAACUGGACACCGGAAGAGGUCGUCUUCACCGAUUCUACAGACUACUGAAAAUGUCCCCACACCUAGCACGCUAUGUGAAGCACCUCAUUCUGCCGGUCGAUCUUUUGGAAGAUCCUCGGAUGGUCAAGAUCCUCAAGUGCUUGGUCAAUCUGUGCUCAGCCUCUGUCUACAACUACGCUGAGGCGAUCUUGUCGAUGGAAGAUUCCUUUGGCACCCUAGCUUUUGUCAAUCGUCUGCGUCGCCUGGAGCUUCGCGUUCAUACCUUUGCGGACUUUGUUGAAUUCGACACCAUCAUCGGCUCGUUUCCCGUCCUCAGAGAGCUGCUUCUUGAGACUGUCGAUUUUGACCAACACACCGGGUAUCGAUUAGCGACGAAACGCGGGGCUCUGGUUACUCUCAAGACCCUCGAACUGUACGCUAUCCCCGAGGAUACGGUGGAUGCCAUGCUGCAGGCGUUGCACAAGGUGGACAUGACCUGCCUGCACGCCCUGUCAGUGGAUCGCCAGCACGAAGACCUAUUCCGCCGAAAUGUCGGGACCCUGCGAGAGUUGACACUUCAUGUUGCCUUGGAACUCUCACGCCCCGAAUUCUAUUCUAGCAAUCUAUCCAUCCUAUUGCACCCAUCUCACAAGCUAAGACGCGUCAAUCUGUUCUUGCGACGUCCCGAAGCCCUGUGGUACAUCCUCCCGUUCCUUGGCCCUGGCAUCCGACUCGUCCGGCAGCUCUCUAUCGCACAGUGGGAUAUCCCCCAGCUACCCGAGAUCUGGGCUCAGCUGGACAGAGAACUGGCUGCCGUUGCCGGCGGACUUUCCAUUCUGCGUGUCUAUCUUGAAUCUGCGGUCGGAGCCGCACGGAGCAUCCAGGAGGUGGAUCUUCGAGCCGCUAUGCCGAAGAUGCAGCAUCUUCUGCGAGUCGAAGAGCGCGUUUCCUGGUCAGUUCGGACGUGA
Molecule: messenger RNA, 2252 nt
Organism: Mycena citricolor
Lineage: Eukaryota; Fungi; Basidiomycota; Agaricomycetes; Agaricales; Mycenaceae
Source: the annotation of a GenBank genome assembly